UACUUCCGGUGCCAGGGUGAUUGCCCGAUGGAAAUACUUCUGGGUCACACAGAAGUUUAUUAUUUGCAUAGAGAGCUUGUUUCCCUGGGGUGCCCUCUUGCGACACCCCGUGAUUCCUGUAGGGCUGCCCUGCCAGACUACAUUUCCCAGCAUGCCCUGCUGGCUUCCCACAGGGUGGAGAUAUUGGGGACUGCUGCCAUCUAGCGUGCUGGGGGAAUAACAGUUCUCUAGCGAUCUCUCUGCUUCUAUAGGGGCUGUCUGUCCACUUCUUCCUUCCGGGUCUACUUACUUUCCUGGCCGGGAUUUCCAUCUACCCCGUGUGGCAUCUACAAUGGUCUCACGUUUGUUGUUUUUUACAUCUUCAUUUUUGGCCCAUCAGACAAGCCAUAUUUAGGUUAAAAUGCACACGUGGGGUUUUGGGACAUUUGAUUGGCUAGCUUGUCCUGAUAAUGAAUGACUCUGAUCAGAGUGGUUGAUCUUUAAAGUAUCUCCACACUCCUCCUUUUCUCAAGCGGUAAACUAAUUCUGUAAUGCCUACUCCAAUGGCAUCCAUCCAUUCGCAGGUCAUAAGUGAGUUAAAUCAGGUUCUGAGCCAUUUGUGCUUAUUUUCCAUUUCCCAGUACAUAAACUAAUUGAAAAAGAAACCAACUGGAACAAACACAUAAAAUACUAAUACCAAUAGAAAGGAAGCUUGCAAUGCCUGUAUUUAGAGUCCUUUUAAUUCAGUUCAUCCUCACCCAUUUCAGCACAAUAAUUCAAAUCUAAUAUAAAACAAUUUGCAGUUAAAAAAAAUUGAAGUUUUUUUCACACCAGAACAACCAUGGUGGUGUAGUUCAGUCAAUGUGCAAGUGUUUGGAUUAAUUCUCAAAUGAUACCUGGUAAUUCUCUUCUGUUGUACAUUUUUGUUUUUUCGCUGAGUCAGAUUUUUAGGGUCUCAUUUCAGUUAAGACACGGUGACAUUUUUUCCAUGAACCUUUACCUAUUUUCUGAGUUCUUUCUUUGGAUUUUUGAAUCUGUCAACUUUCUUUCAUCCAAGGAGAAUACAGACUCAAUGUAUUGUAACUGGAGAGUUUGUGAUGUGGAGUGGACAGAGUAUAAGUUAAAUUUGACCAACUGUUACUCGGACUUUACCUUAACUUGACAACAGAGGCUUACAAACAAAAUAAUCAAGUUUGAAAACUGGAGCGGCAUAGGACAAAGUGGCCAUUGACCACUCUGCAAGGCAUUAGUGGCACACCAGGCCUGUAAGGCAGCAGAUUUAGCAAAUAUCCAGCUUUGCCUUCCUUCAAUUGCAUUCCAAACCUGUACCAGGAUCUGCCUGGACAUCAACUGAAAACUAAGGUGUAAAUCAGAAUUAACCUGACAUCCCUCCAGUGGCCCCUCUGCAGACCUCUUGAGCCAGAAGGCACAACAUGGACUCAAGCAAAAACAAAGAGCUACAAAUCAAGGAAGGUUAACUUUGAUGGAGAGAAGAACUCACCUAUGAGGACACUCUGAUUUAACUGGAAGCGACUUUUUAUCCAAUUGGGAGAAGUUACACAUUCCAUUAAAACUUUUUACAUUCCAUCUUAUCUGUGAAAAUUCUCUGGACCCUCUUACUGAACUUCAUGGAGACUCCCUGGUGGCAGAAAAAAAUCUGCAAAAUGACCUUCUGAAACUUCUCUCUGAAACUAAAAGCUGAUGAGCUGCUCUCUGUUCGGGUAGCAGAGGACUGACAAGCUCUUUCAAUCAGACGUCGACAAUCUCUGUCCCAAGCCAAGCUUUGGGACAGUAGUCUGAAAAAGGUGAGAAACAGCCAUCACUUCAAGAAGGGAAGUUUAGGUUAUAAACUCUUGGGCCAGAAAGAGUAACAUAUUUACCUAUGAAGAUGAAGAUGACACAACAAAGGGCCUGACUGAGGAAAGCCAUUCACACCACAAACAAAGGAGCAGGCAGCAAAGAGAAAGAGUGCACACCAACGCAAGAAGAAAUCAACACUAAAAUUUGGAGCAGCAACAAAGCAACAACACCACACGACAUCGGGCAUCAACUUUGGAGACUUGAUUUUUAAAAAUCUUCUUAAAAGACAAAUGAGAGGAAGUAGUAGAAUGUGAGCAAUUCAGGAAGUUCUCAGACUGCCAUAAAAAGGCAAGCAUCUCAGUUCUCACACUCACACAUUGAGCCUCAACACCUGGCGAUGGACUUCACUUCAACACGCAUAACUGUGGCUUGAAGACUCCAAUCAGGGGAGCCUGGGGCUGCUUGUCCAAGGGGUAUGCUGUGGACCCCCACCCACUUUAAUUGGAUAUUAUUUUAAUUACCAAUUUUACAAUGGACUUGACGAACAACGUUUUUGAUGGCACAGUUACGACUCCAUUAAACAUCACCCAAUGCCAGCCCCAGAAUCUUAAUGUUGUUCUCCCCAGCCUUCUUGCCAUUUUCUUCAUAGUCGGUUUCAUCCUGAACUGUUUGAGUCUCUGGAUAUUUUGGUUCCAGAUCAAGAAAUGGAACUCCGGGAUGGUCCUGCAGUUCAACCUGGCCGUGGCUGACGCCAUCAUCACACCAGCUGCGCCCCUCAUCGUACUGUACUCCCUGUCGAACGACUGGGUUUAUGGACAGUUUCUCUGCCAAAUGAAAGUCUACCUUCUCAGCGUCCACAUGUAUGGGAGUAUAAGCUUCCUCACUGUCAUCAGCAUUCACAGGUACAUGACUGUCGUCCAUGGAACCAAGAAUCCACGUUUUGCAGAAGUGGCCUUUGUCAAAAAGCUCUGCUUGUUUGUUUGGGUCUUCCUCAUUCUUCAAGGUCUUCCAUUUUUUGUGAUCUUGAAGACUUCUUAUAUAAACAACUCCACUAAAUGCCUCAGCAUUCACCAGAAUGACAUGGCCGAACUCUAUUUUGUGUACAAUGUCAUGGUGCUGAUUGUCGGCUUGAUGGUGCCCUUCUGUGUAUGCGUCAUAUGCUACAGCCUGCUCAGCUCAUUCAUCUCCAAGAUAAACACUUGUAAUGUAAAAGGAGAGGUGAUGAAAGCCAAGUCCACCCAAAUGAUUGCCGUUUCGCUGUUCAUCUUUACCAUCUGCUACAUCCCGAUUCACAUCACCAGAACAAUGGGAGUCACCGUGAAACUCUUCUUUCCUUUUCACUGUACCUUACUGGAAAAGACUGAAAUUGCUUAUUACAUCACAUACACCUUAUCAGGAGCCAACUGUUGCUUGGAUCCUAUUCUCUACUGCUUUGCCUCAAAAAAAUUCAAAACAUCAUUUAACAGUUACUUCAGCAACUUAAAAGUGUCCUGCCCUGGAUGUGACUCCAUGUCACGAAAGAAGGAUGAGCUGCCAACACCUUCCUUUAAUAUGACCGAGUCGUCCCAGGUGAUAUAAGCUUCUGCAGUGGACACGAUUCUCAGACUCUGAAUUGAUGUGACACAUGGUGACUUGGACUUGAUAGAUGACCACAAUGGACUCCACAGACUGAGACCUGAACCUGGCAGACUGUGACUCAGAUUUAACAAUCUGGGAUGGGAUGUGACAGGUAGCCACUUGGGCUCAACUCUUUGUGACUUGGACUGUGUAGACGGUGAUUCAGAGAGCAUUAGGAGUGCAUUACAGUAAUCUAGUUGACUAAAAACAAAAGCAUUAACUAAUUUUUCAGGAUCUUGCAGAGUUAUAAGGUGUGACAGACAGGGGGCAUUAUUGUCCCCUUGAACCCUCAGACCACACGUCAGACUCCAGAUAAGUCUGGAUUCUUAACCCUCCACUCCCAGACGCUUCAUCACCCCUCCUCCCAACUCAGCUCAUCUGCUGGGGUCUUCCACAGUCCUUUUAAAGUUCAUGACCCAGAAGUGCUUCUCUCUCUUUCAGUCCAUGCGAUUUCCCAGCACUUCCGCAUCAGAUGAAAACUCCUUUUCUUCAGCCCGGAAGUACGUCAUUCUUUCCGUCCCCGUGACUGGGAAGAACUUCCGGGUUCUUCCCAGAACUGUAGCUGUGGUAGCUCAUGUUAUGCCUUGAGAUAAAAUGACCUAAUGGAAGCAUGGAGAUCGAAAAGAGCAGCGAACCUCGGAGAGAUCUUUGUGGAACAUCAUAUUGAAUAUCAUGCGUCUUCGAAGAAUAUUUACCAAAAAAAAAUUUCUAACUGUUAAGUAAGACUCAAACCAAUUUUAGACACUGCCAGAGUGACCCACACACUGACUAAGGGGAUUUAUAAGAGUCCUGUGAUCAGUGGUAUCAAAUACGGCACUCAGAUCUAACAGAUAAGCGGCCUCUACCCGCAUUAACGCACAAGUCAUUUAUUACUUUAAUAACUGCAGUUUCUGCACUGUUAUUUGUUCUAAAAUCUGACUGAAUGUUUAUUCAAGUGAUCAUUUAGCCACAUAAUGACUACCUUUUCUGCAAAUGCACUUAAGAAAGGCAUAUUAGAAAACUGUCAAAAACAGAAGAGUCCAGAUAAUACAUGAAGUUACAGGUUCAACAGAUGAGAGAGCUGUUGAUGGGCUCAUAUAUUACUAUGUAACUUGAGCUGGAAAUAUGAUUUUUGAUUGAAAUUGCAUUUUUGAAAAAUGAUCUCUUCAUGCAUGAAAUACAACAGAUUUGUGUUUCAAAUUCUUUACAAUCUAUUGAAUGUUCUCAAAUAGUCUUGUGCAUAACAGCUUGGAACACUGCAUUUUAAGUUGUUUUGAAAAUAUUAAAAAUAUGCUGUUGCCAUCAUUAGUAGUUUGCUUGUAAUAAAAUCCACAUUAUAUAAUUGUUGGGGAUAAAAAAUCUUUGAUUGUAUUGACUGUUUAAGAAUAAUGAACAUAAGCAGCAUGUGCAUAAUUACUUGGGACAUGCUGUAAGCGUCUUGAGCAUGGAAAAGGCACUAUAUAAAUCAUCUUCUUUCGGCUGCUCCCAUUUGGAGUUGCCACAGUGAAUCAUC
Polypterus senegalus (gray bichir) is the source of this 4888-nucleotide messenger RNA. RefSeq names its product P2Y purinoceptor 4-like. Gene Ontology annotation, cellular component: plasma membrane. Lineage: Eukaryota; Metazoa; Chordata; Cladistia; Polypteriformes; Polypteridae. The transcript has 4 exons. The record is from RefSeq and is a predicted model, not a curated record. Gene Ontology annotation, biological process: G protein-coupled receptor signaling pathway. Bases 2311 to 3357 code for a protein of 348 amino acids. Gene Ontology annotation, molecular function: G protein-coupled receptor activity.